Manihot esculenta (cassava) is the source of this 1529-nucleotide messenger RNA. RefSeq names its product ferredoxin--NADP reductase, root isozyme, chloroplastic. Gene Ontology annotation, molecular function: oxidoreductase activity. NCBI's taxonomy places the organism in Eukaryota, Viridiplantae, Streptophyta, Magnoliopsida, Malpighiales, Euphorbiaceae. The transcript has 5 exons. The record is from RefSeq and is a predicted model, not a curated record. Bases 199 to 1335 code for a protein of 378 amino acids.
CAGGGGGAGGAAGAGGCAAAGAGAAAAAGCCCAAAGAGCCGUCCUUUGCCGCUUCUCAAAGGAUCACACUCCUCCAAGUACCCCAAUUGUCCAAGCUCCUCUUCUAUUCGUCAUCUCUCGCAUGAUCCACUCUUAAAACCUAUAAAUCAACUCAAUUCCGGCUUUUUACAACGUCUCUGCGCCCCUUCUGAUCUGACCAUGGCACAUUCGGCAGCUGUCUCGCAGGUUUCUUUUGCUGUUCCUGUUGGGAGCGAUUCUACCCUUGGUAGAUCAGUUCUUAAGCCACACAUUAUAAGCUUCAGCGAUAAAUCAUGGGGCCCUUCAUUAGCUUUGGACUUGAAAUCAAGGAAUGCUCGAUUGCAAAAUCGUUUUAUAGUUUGCAUGUCAGUGCAACAAGCCAGCAGAUCUAAGGUUUCAGUUUCACCGAUAGAAUAUGAAGAUGACAAAGAGCCUCCAUUGAAUUUAUACAAACCCAAGGAACCCUACACAGCAACUAUUGUAUCUGUUGAGAGGCUUGUAGGACCAAAAGCUCCUGGAGAAACAUGCCAUAUUGUGAUUGAUCAUGGUGGCAAUGUUCCUUACUGGGAAGGACAAAGUUACGGUGUUAUUCCUCCUGGUGAAAACCCGAAGAAGCCAGGGGCACCUCACAAUGUACGGCUCUAUUCAAUUGCAUCCACCAGGUAUGGAGACAAUUUUGAUGGCAAGACAGCUACUUUAUGUGUUCGUCGUGCUCUUUACUACGAUCCUGAGACUGGAAAGGAAGACCCUUCAAAGGGUGGUAUAUGCAGCAAUUUCCUUUGCAACUCAAAGCCUGGGGAUAAAGUUCAGAUCACUGGACCCUCUGGAAAGAUAAUGCUUUUGCCUGAAGAUAACCCUAAUGCCACCCACAUAAUGAUUGCUACUGGUACUGGUGUGGCGCCUUUUAGAGGCUAUCUCCGACGAAUGUUCAUGGAGGAUGUCCCUAGGUAUAAGUUCGGCGGUCUUGCUUGGCUCUUCCUUGGAGUAGCAAACUCUGACAGCCUCCUAUAUGAUGAUGAAUUUACCAAGUAUCUUCAAGACUACCCAGAUCAUUUUCGCUACGACAAGGCGCUUAGCAGAGAACAAAAGAACAAGAGCGGAGGAAAGAUGUAUGUGCAGGACAAGAUUGAGGAAUACAGUGAUGAAAUCUUCAAACUACUGGAUGGUGGAGCUCACAUUUAUUUCUGCGGGCUCAAGGGAAUGAUGCCUGGGAUUCAAGAUACACUGAAGAAAGUCGCCCAGCAGAGAGGAGAAAGCUGGGAGCAGAAGCUCUCACAGCUCAAGAAGAACAAGCAAUGGCACGUGGAGGUGUACUGAUCUCGCGUAUUGUUAACCUCCCGUUUCUUCAAACGAGAAGUAGCGAUCCAUACGUUAGUGAAUGUAGCAUUUCUCCAUUGUUGUUUCGUCAGCUUACCAUGAACUCAGAUUAGCUGUUGCCAUUCAUCUGUAUCACUAAAUAAUCAAAUGAUCUGCAUGAUUAAAACAGAUUAAGAAUCCAUUUGGUUUUAUAA